UGCUUUCCAUUUAUUAGUUAAAGAACACUUACAGCAUGGAACUUUUACAUCUUUAAAUAACAUCUGGACAUAAAAUAUUCAAUACUCAAUUGUUAAAUUAAUAUGAGGUAUGAUACCUUCUUCCUUUGAACAAUAGUGAAUUAAAAAAUAGCCUGUGUCCACAUCAUCAAACAAAAUAAAGAAAGCAAAGCAGACCUGAACUUAUCAAAAAGAUGAGGAUGUCUACAUUGUCUGGGGAGAGGGCAGACCUCUCGGUGCUUUUCCACCACGCCAGUGGAUCACCAUGCCAGUGGAUCACCAUGCCAGUGGAUCACCAUGCCAGUGGAUCACCAUCCAGUGGAUCACCAUGCCAGUGGAUCACCAUGCCAUGGAUCACCAUGCCAGUGGAUCACCAUGCCAGUGGAUCACCAUCCCAGUGGAUCACCAUCCAGUGGAUCACCAUGCCAGUGGAUCGCCAUGCCAGUGGAUCACCAUCCAGUGGAACGCCAUGCCAGUGGAUCACCAUCCAGUGGAUCACCAUGCCAGUGGAUCACCAUCCAGUGGAUCACCAUGCCAGUGGAUCACCAUCCCAGUGGAUCGCCAUGCCAGUGGAUCACCAUGCCAGUGGAUCACCAUCCAGUGGAUCACCAUGCCAGUGGAACACCAUCCAGUGGAUCACCAUGCCAGUGGAACACCAUCCAGUGGAUCACCAUCCAGUGGAACACCAUCCAGUGGAACACCAUCCAGUGGAUCACCAUCCAGUGGAUCACCAUCCAGUGGAACACCAUCCAGUGGAUCACCAUCCAGUGGAUCACCAUCCAGUGGAACACCAUCCAGUGGAACACCAUCCAGUGGAACACCAUCCAGUGGAACACCAUCCAGUGGAUCACCAUCCAGUGGAUCACCAUCCAGUGGAACACCAUCCAGUGGAUCACCAUCCAGUGGAACACCAUCCAGUGGAACACCAUCCAGUGGAACACCAUCCAGUGGAUCACCAUCCAGUGGAACACCAUCCAGUGGAUCACCAUCCAGUGGAACACCAUCCAGUGGAAUGCCGCCUGCUGCCUUGUAGGAUGCCACCUCCUCUUCGAUGGUGUUGGCAAACGUCUUGCCUGUGUCCUUGCUCAAAAAGGUCUCCCCGAAAAGCUCCUUCAUGGCAAAAUGAUUUUGUGGAGGAGAUGCCUCUGA
Molecule: messenger RNA, 1167 nt
Organism: Oncorhynchus keta (chum salmon)
Lineage: Eukaryota; Metazoa; Chordata; Actinopteri; Salmoniformes; Salmonidae
Exons: 2
Coding region: 316-1167 (283 amino acids)
Source: RefSeq, a predicted model, not a curated record